AUGGACCGUAGAUUAUGGGCUGCUAGUUUUUCUGUAUCCCACUGUAUUGCACAACAUGGUAAACCAGUUUCUGAUGGAGAAUACAUAAAAGAAGUUUUUUUAACGACAUCAAAUACUUUAUUUCAAGAUUUUGCGAAUAAAAAUGAAAUAAUAAAACGUAUUCAAGAUUUACCUAUUAGUAGAAAUACUGUUAAAGAACGAAUUUUAUGUAUGAGUGGUGAUAUAUCAAAUCAGCUUCAAACUGAUUUAGCGUCAGCAGACUUUUUUUCGAUUUGUCUUGAUGAAAGUAUAGAUGUAACUUCUCAGGCUCGUUUAGCAGUUUUUGUUCGAUUUAUUAGUGCUAAUAUUAUGAAAGAAGAAUUAAUAAAAUUAAUAACAAUUUCUACUAAAACAACUGGUCGUGAUAUUAUGGAUGAAGUACAUAAAGAAUUUAUUAAUUUAAAAAUCAAUAUUCAAAACAUUGUUUCAAUAACUACUGACGGGGCUCCAAAUAUGGUUGGUAAACACAAUGGAUUUAUUAAACUUUUUUCCAAUGAAAUUUCGCAUCCUAUCAUCAACUUUCACUGUAUUAUACAUCAAGAAGCGUUGUGUGCAAAAGAUAGUAUGAAAUCGCUUCAAAAAGUAAUGGAAACUGUUACAAAAAUUGUAAAUUUCAUAACAUCUCGAGCUCUUAACAACCGACAGUUUUCCAAAUUAUUAGAAGAGGUCGAGUCACAAUACUCUGGCCUUCUUAUGUAUAAUAAUGUUCGAUGGUUGAGUCACGGACAAGUUCUUCAUCGAUUUGUUGAAUUACUGGAAGAAGUACGUUUAUUUGUGUCGGAUAAGUCUCAAGAUUAUCCAGAGCUUAAUGAUUUAAAUUGGUUGAAUGAUCUGAUGUUCUUCACAGAUUUUGCUGCAAUUUAUAAUGAUUUAAAUAAAAAACUCCAAGGCCGAGGUCAAACAGUUUUAACUAUGUUUGAUAAUAUUAAAAUUUUUGAAAAAAAAAUUGAAGUUUUUUGCAAAGAUCUACAAAAUGAAAACUUGAAAUAUUUUCCUUAUUUGAAAAAAUUUUCCCAAUUUCGUCAUCUAGAUUCAACUUUAGAAUUUUUAAUAAAUCCACAUAAUAUUAAAUUUGACGUACUUGAACAUAGUUUUUUUGAGUGGUUAAGUAUUGAAAAUUUAGAAAUGGAGUUAAUAGAAUUUCAGGGAAGUAAUAUUUGGAGAAAUAAAUUUAUUAAUUUGAACAAUGAGCUGGAAAAUAAUCAUAGUGAAAUUGGUAUGAAUGUUAAAUCGGAAAAUUUGAUUCUUAAUGAGUGGAAAAGUCUUCCAAAUUCAUUUGCAUCUAUGAAAAAAUUAGCUCUUUCUAUAUUGACAAUGUUUGGAUCUACUUAUGCGUGUGAGCAGCUUUUUUCUUCAAUGAAUUUUCUUAAGUCAACUGUAAGGAAUCGUCUUGGAACAGAUUUAAGUGAAGCAUGUGUUCAAUUAAAAUCAACCAGUUACAGUCCAAGGAUUGAUUCAUUAGCCAAUAAAAUGCAGCAACAAAUUUCUCAUUAA
This is a messenger RNA of Aphis gossypii (cotton aphid), 1533 nucleotides long. Its product is annotated as general transcription factor II-I repeat domain-containing protein 2A-like. The record is from RefSeq and is a predicted model, not a curated record. The coding region runs from base 1 to 1533 and encodes 510 amino acids. Lineage: Eukaryota; Metazoa; Arthropoda; Insecta; Hemiptera; Aphididae. The transcript has 3 exons.